AUGUCGCUCGACACGGCCGCCAUCACGGCCGCCAGCGCACGCUUCCCCAAGCCCGCGCGCAGCUUCACCUACGGCACCGCCGGCGUGCGCACGCUCGGCAAGGACCUCGACAGCACAUGCUUCCGCCUCGCCAUCGUCGCCGCGCUGCGCUCCAAGUGGGCAAAGGGCAAGGUGACUGGCCUUAUGGUCACUGCCAGCCACAACCCGGAGCAGGACAAUGGACUGAAGGCCGUCGACCCGCGCGGCGAGAUGCUCGCCUCGUCGUGGGAGGCGCACUGCACGCGCAUCGCAAACGCCGCGUCGGACGACGAGCUCGUGGGCGUCGUGCAGGACAUCGUCGCCAAGGAGUCGAUUGAUCUCUCGCAGGCCGCCGUCGUCGUCUACGCCUACGACACGCGCCCGACGUGCCCUGCGCUCGUGCGCGCCCUCGAGGCGGGCCUUGACGCGCUUGGCGCCACGAAGCGCAACGCUGGUCUCCUCACGACGCCGCAGCUGCACUACCUUGUGCGCGCGUACAACACGCAGGGCACAGACGAGGCGUACGGAGAGCCGACGGAGGAGGGCUACUACGAGAAGAUGGCGCAGGCAUUCAAGACGCUCGUGCCGGCUGCGUCUCCGCUCGUGGUGGACUGCGCCAAUGGUGUCGGCGCACCGGCGCUGCAGAAGCUGCAGAAGUACAUUCCCGCCGCGUCGCUGCCGUUCAAGGUGCUGCGCACGGCCAUCUCGACGCCCGGCGCGCUCAACUCGGGCUGCGGCGCCGACUAUGUCAAGACGACGCAGUCGCUGCCCGCGGGCCUGGAGAGCGAGGUGCAGGCCGACUCGCGCAUGUGCUCCUUCGACGGCGACGCCGACCGCAUCGUCUUCUACUACCUGCGCGGCGACCCGCGCGAGAAGGCCAGCUUCCGCCUGCUCGACGGCGACAAGAUUACCGCGCUGGCGGCCGACUGGAUCAGCGAGCUCGUCAAGACGGCAGAGGUGGACCUCAAGGUCGGCUCUGUGCAGACGGCCUACGCCAACGGCUCGUCGACGCGGUAUCUUGAGCAGCGCGUGCCGGUGACGUGUACGCCGACGGGCGUCAAGUACCUGCACCACGCGGCCGAGAGCUACGACAUUGGCGUGUACUUUGAGGCCAACGGGCACGGCACGGUGCUCUUCUCGCCUGCGUCGAUUGCCAAGCUCAAGGGUGCCGGCUCCGGCGCGCCCGAGGCGGCCGCGGCACGGAAACAGCUGCUGGCGCUCACCGAGCUGAUCAACCAGACGGUCGGCGAUGCACUCUCGGACAUGCUGCUCGUCGAGGUCGUGCUGCGCGUCACGGGGCGCUCGUUUGCCGAGUGGGACUCGACGUACGAGGACCUGCCGAACCGCCUGCUCAAGGUGCUCGUGCCCGACCGCACGCUCUUCGAGACGACGGACGCGGAGCGCCGGCUGACGCGGCCCGCCGGCCUGCAGGCGCAGAUCGAGCACGAGGCGGCCAGGUAUGCCGGCGGCCGCUCGUUUGUGCGCCCCAGCGGCACCGAGGACUGCGUGCGCGUGUACGCCGAGUGCGAGAAGGCGGAUGAGCUCGGCGCGCUGGCGGAGAACAUCAAGAAGCUCGUGGAGGACGCUGCCAAGGCUGCUGCACAGGCCUAG
Messenger RNA from Tilletiopsis washingtonensis, 1629 nucleotides. Its product is annotated as Phosphoacetylglucosamine mutase. The record is from RefSeq and is a predicted model, not a curated record. Bases 1 to 1629 code for a protein of 542 amino acids. NCBI's taxonomy places the organism in Eukaryota, Fungi, Basidiomycota, Exobasidiomycetes, Entylomatales. Gene Ontology annotation, molecular function: phosphoacetylglucosamine mutase activity; magnesium ion binding. Gene Ontology annotation, biological process: carbohydrate metabolic process; UDP-N-acetylglucosamine biosynthetic process. The transcript is spliced from 5 exons.